Caenorhabditis briggsae is the source of this 81-nucleotide messenger RNA. NCBI's taxonomy places the organism in Eukaryota, Metazoa, Nematoda, Chromadorea, Rhabditida, Rhabditidae. The transcript has a single exon. The record is from RefSeq and is a predicted model, not a curated record. The coding region runs from base 1 to 81 and encodes 26 amino acids.
AUGGAAUUUCUAGGAAUUUUUAUGAUGAUUAAAAAUCUUACAGUAGUCUUCUGCUACGUUUCAGACAUUCUGAUUGGUUAA